This is a messenger RNA of Schizophyllum commune H4-8, 261 nucleotides long. RefSeq lists its product as uncharacterized. Lineage: Eukaryota; Fungi; Basidiomycota; Agaricomycetes; Agaricales; Schizophyllaceae. The record is from RefSeq and is a predicted model, not a curated record. The transcript has a single exon. The annotation marks the transcript as partial.
GCGAGCGUCAGCAGCGCCACCGGCUUCGCGCCGUUCGAGCUGAACUAUGGGUACAUGCCCUCGAUGAUCGCCGAGCUCCGAGCACAAGAGGAGCCGCCAAAAGGUCUCCGCGACUUCGCACUCCAAGCCCUUCAGAACCUCGCGGACGCCCACGACGCCAUCAUCGAGGCUCGCGUAUUCCAGCGGCACUAUGCGAAUGCACGCCGCCGUGAAGAACCGAGCAUCGACGAAGGGUCGUUGGUCUACCUGUCCACGAAGAAC